AUGUACGACGAUGUCCAGUAUGUGCUGAAGCUCAAGGACAUGGGCAUUGAGAGGGCUUAUGGACGACUUUCUUGCGCAGAGAAGGAUCGAGCGGAGCAAGUCUACACGAAGAUGAUCGAACUUCUCAAACAAAUGGAGGGGCAGAUCUACAAGAUUCUUCGCACCGAGAAUCCAUGGUUCAAUGCUCAAGUUCGCAAGACCCGGCGUUGGUUGCAAGAGCAACCAGGAGAAGCGGCGUGUGUAUUCAUCUUCAGUUCCGCGUUUGUUUCCGGAUGUCUGGGCGUGUUGUGUGAGUUUGGUGUCCAUCCAUUCUAUUGGGCUGGUUUGGUGAAAGCACCACUGAGCGUGGCCGCAAUGUUUGGUGUCGGUGCUGUCGGUGGUGCUUGCUUGGGUGCUCUCUUCGUUACGGCUUUGCAUUAUUGUCUGUCAACUGAUUGUUGGGUGUUCCUGACGGACACGUCCAAAUCACACGUGGCCGACAUCAAUCGAAUGGUGCAAGCGACGUAUCAGGUCGAAGAUGACAAGUUUCUGGAAAGCCUGGACGAAAUCCUCAAGAGCAUGGCCGGCUUUUCAGGUGCAGUUCCCGAUGUCCCGGAUCGGCUUUGCCAGAUUUGCCUUGAAGAAGGUCAUAACGUCGUUGCCCCUGUCAAGGCUCCGCGAUGCCAAGGUUCUCAUUUCAUGUGCAAGCAGCACUGGAAGCGGUACGUCGAGAACUUCGAUGACAGAUGCCCCCAGCCAAAGACAUGCUCUUCACUUGCUGCCUUCCGCUUCUACGAGAUCUACCUCAGCAACAUCCUGGGUUAUGUCUCCCUUGCUAGUCAAGUCACCAAAAGUCGACUGCUCCACCGCGAUCUCGGCCUGCCGCAUUUGCCGGGAGGUCGAGCCGGAGAGGCCGGCGAGGAGUUCAGCUUCUACGGUCUCCUGGCUGCGGGUGGCGUGGCGCUUCAGGGCGUCGCCCUUCUGGAUCCGGCGAUGACCCUGCAGACGAUGCUACACUUGGCAGGCGCCUUGGUUUUCUUCUGGGCCUCCUGGUGCCACACGUCAGCUGCUGCGAAGCUGUACUUACCCGGCUGGAGCAUGCCUGCCGAGGAGAGUCCCGAGUACCAGCAGGUCGUCGAUGCCAUGGAGGCUGCUGAGGACUCGAAACUCCUUGCAGUGCCGGCCGUCUGGUGGCUGGUCCGCAUCCGGCACAAGGUGCUGAUGCGUGGGCCCUUGGCAAUGUUCAUCGGGCCCCUCGUGAUGCAGUUCCUGGAGAGGAGCCAAGAUCGGGAAACUGGCAUGGCUCAGUCGCCCAGGACACGAAAUUGGAUGGGCAUCCUCCAGUGGCUUGUAGUCGCUAACUUUGCUCUCAUCUUCUUCUCCUAUGGGCCCGAGCUGGCGAUUGCGGCCAUGCUUCCGCUUCCGCAGGAGGACUGA
Molecule: messenger RNA, 1416 nt
Organism: Symbiodinium sp. CCMP2456
Lineage: Eukaryota; Dinophyceae; Suessiales; Symbiodiniaceae
Source: the annotation of a GenBank genome assembly